This is a messenger RNA of Trematosphaeria pertusa, 1085 nucleotides long. RefSeq lists its product as uncharacterized. Lineage: Eukaryota; Fungi; Ascomycota; Dothideomycetes; Pleosporales; Trematosphaeriaceae. The record is from RefSeq and is a predicted model, not a curated record. Gene Ontology annotation, cellular component: exon-exon junction complex; cytoplasm. The coding region runs from base 362 to 958 and encodes 198 amino acids. Gene Ontology annotation, molecular function: RNA binding. Gene Ontology annotation, biological process: exon-exon junction complex disassembly. The transcript has a single exon.
ACUUACUCCUGCCAUUUUAGAGGUACGGAGAGGAGACUCGGGGCUGCGGAGGUUGGCGUUUUCGUGCGGUCACUGGUGGUGUCGUGGUUGAGGAAGCUCGGUUUUCAUGUCUUGCCGGAUUGGCUGGCGGUCUUGGCAUCGCGGCUUCCGACCCUGAAGACUUCGCGACCACGCUUUCUUUUUUCACUUCACCGACGUCAAGCCCCGCACCCAGUCCCGAAUCGCUCUCGCAAGGACCGCAUUAUACGCCGCCGCACAUACGCCUUCAAUUGGCCUUCGGCUCGCUCGGCGUUGCUGACUGCUUUAUCCUACUCCACCAACGGCGGUCCCUGACUCUUUUGCUUCGUACACAGCAGCCGCUAUGCCUUCCGUAGAGACCCCCGCCGUCUCCAGGUCCGGCAUCACAACCUCCGCAACUGGCGAACGUCAUAUCCCCUCAUCCACCCGUGCCGAUGGCUCCGUCCGCAAAGAGAUCAAGGUCCGCCCAGGCUACCGCCCGCCCGAGGAUAUCGACGUGUACAAGAAUCGCACUGCCGAAGGCUGGAGGAACAAGGGAAAAGGGGGCGUUCCGGGAGCGGAGGGUCUGAAAUCGGAGGAGGACCCCGCCAAAGGAAGCCCUGCGGCGAACAAGAACGCGAAACGCAGGGAAGCCAGGAAGAAGGCGGCUGCCGCGGCGGCGGCGGCGGAUGGUAAAGAGGAGGAAAAGACCGCGGAUGCUGAAAGCAAAGAGGCACCUGAACUCGCCAAACCCGUGGACCCCGAAGCAGAGAAGGAGAAGGACGCCAAGAAGCUGCUCAAGAAGCUACGCCAGGCCCGCGAGCUGAAAGACAAAAAGGAGAAGGGCGACGUGUUGCUGCCAGAGCAAUUUGAAAAGGUGAUCAAAAUCAACGAGCUCAUCCGGCAACUGGAAACCCUUGGAUUCGACGCUCAGGGCGAAAAGAAGAAGGCUGAGACUUGAAUUUAGGAAAGAGCCAGGUUGCAAGACGAACGAUAUGCAGACUUGACCCGCAAAGGACUCAUCCAAGCCGACGAAUUACAUGCCGGGUCCGUACACCGCCACUGUUGUCCACAGAUGUGACGAAGGC